UGUCAAUAUUUCGACUCUUCGUUUUUAUUAGACGAAGAGAAGCUUUGAAUUCUUAGCUUAUUUGACAUUUUUAUUAUACGAUCUUAUCCAUAUUGUUCAUGGUACACAUUUCUUUCUUCCAAUUCGUCUAUAUAUAUAUUAACUUAAAAUCGCUAUCGAUAUUUUCGAUUAGUUUAAAUUAGAAGCUCCCAAAAACACGUUUUCCCAUCUUAAUCCAAUUCCAUGCAGCCAAUAAUUAUUUUUUAGUGUUCACCUUUUCGAUUUUCUGAAGAGUCAUAUUUACCCCCUACACUUGUCUAUCUAACUAAGCCAUUCAAUUAAUUACCAGAAUUUUCUCAAGUAUAUCCUUUUUUAUCAAUGACUUAUUCUCUUCUAUUCAAACACUUAUAAAAGCAUUACUCACUCCUCUUUUUAUUUUUCUGUUUCGAAUUCCAGUUUUUAUUCGAAUAUUCUCGUGUCAAAUAGCUGUUUUUAAUAAGCACAACGAAUUAAUUGUGGUUUACUUAGGAAAAAAAAAAUGUCUGGCUUUCGCAGAAUGAAGAGAGUUACUGACCCGUUAGAUGAAAAAAUGAAGGCUCGAAUCGUUGGCAGUAGCGGCAGUGAACACAGUGCUCAUGCUGAUGAUGAUGAUAUUGUUUCUCCUAGUUUCUCCGAUCUCGUUUUCGGUGAUUUGGAAAAUAAUGCCGGAGAUGAAACUCCGGAGAAUGAUUCAGAUUCUGAGCUUGAUGUAUCAAUGUGUGAUUCAAUUGACAGGAUUGAGAUAAUGCCCAGCCCUGUUUUCCGCAGCGAAUUCGAUUUGUUUCGGAAUGUGAUUGUAUCCUGUGCAACGAAGGGACUGGAAGUGUUUUCGUGCUUUAAGUCGAAUAAAUCGAUGCUCCAGAGGAAUGUAAUGGCGUAUCUUAGGAAUUUCGGUUACAAUGCGGCGGUUUGCAAGACGAAAUGGGAGAAAUCCGGUGGACUUGCUGCCGGAAAUUAUGAGUUUAUUGACAUUACGCAAUCGGAUUCCACUACUCGUUACUUCGUGGAUCUCGAUUUUAAAGCAGAGUUCGAGAUCGCAAGGCCGACGAUUCAGUACGAACGGUUAGUACAGUCGUUGCCGAAUAUUUUCGUUGGUAAAAGUGAAGAGCUAAAGCAGAUUUUGAGAGCAAUGAGCGACGCCGCGAGACGAUCGUUGAAAAGCAGAGGCCUCACGUUUCCCCCAUGGAGGAAACACCGGUUCAUGCAGAACAAAUGGUUCAGUUCGUACAGAAGAACAACAAACAUCAUACCGACGGCGAACUCGCCGGCAUGGUUCUCACCGGCAAAGGAAACGAAUGCGGCAAAAUGCCGAACCGUCGGGUUUCACACUACCGCCGUGAAUGGCUGCCUGUUGUUUCCCGCGACAACUCGUACUAGAUGAUUAGAUAGCAAUAAUUAAUCAAAUUUUAAAAUAAUAAAGUAAUAGAUCCAUUUAUUUGAUUAAAUGAAAAUACGAAUGUAAUAAUUAAAAAGCCAAUUAAUUCGUUUUCGAUAUUUUAAACAUUUUAUUA
Solanum pennellii is the source of this 1529-nucleotide messenger RNA. RefSeq lists its product as uncharacterized. Bases 518 to 1399 code for a protein of 293 amino acids. NCBI's taxonomy places the organism in Eukaryota, Viridiplantae, Streptophyta, Magnoliopsida, Solanales, Solanaceae. The transcript has a single exon. The record is from RefSeq and is a predicted model, not a curated record.